CCGAGCCUUGCUAGGCUCCGCCCACAGCUCUAGCCACUCGGAUCCCUUCUCCCCAAGGCCCCUCCCUAGCCUCCGAAGCCCCGGUCCACUCGGGCUCCAUCCCCGCACCCUAGCCUUGCUCCGUCACCGUCACGCCCAGCGCGUUCCGCAAGCGCCGACAGUACGGAGGGGCCCCAGACGAAAGGCGGUGGGCUCCCCGGCCCUGGCCCCGCCUCUCUGCAGCUGCCCGCGCCCCCCACCCAGCCCCCCGACGGCAGCGCCAAAGGCAUCCCGGGACACCACGACAUGCCCGAGCUGGUGGUGACGGCUCUGCUGGCGCCGUCGCGCCUGACCCUGAAGCUGCUGCGCGCCUUCAUGUGGAGCCUCGUGUUCUCGGCGGCACUGGUGGCGGCCGCCGUCUACGGCUGCAUCGCGCUCACUAACGUGCUGUGCCGGCCCCGGCGCGGCUGUUGCGGGCGCCCUCGGCGCACCCGACCCGCCUGCUUGAACAACCCGACUCUGGGCGAACACUGCUUCCUGACUCUCGAGAGUUCGGGCCUGCGCCUGCACUAUGUCUCCGCCGGACGCGGCAACGGGCCCCUCAUGCUGUUUCUGCACGGCUUCCCUGAGAACUGGUUCUCCUGGCGCUACCAGCUCCGCGAGUUUCAGAGCCGAUUCCACGUGGUAGCUGUGGACCUGCGGGGAUAUGGCUCCACCGAUGCACCUCGAGGUGUUGACUGCUACACCAUCGACCUGCUAAUGGCAGACAUCCAGGAUGUCAUCCUGGGCCUGGGUUACUCCAAGUGCAUCCUGGUGUCCCACGACUGGGGUGCACUCCUAGCCUGGAAUUUCUCCAUUUACUACCCAUCCCUGGUUGAGCGGAUGGUAGUGGUCAGCGCAGCCCCCAUGUCUGUCUACCAAGACUACUCCAUGCACCACAUUGGCCAGUUCUUCCGUUCCAACUACAUAUUCCUGUUCCAACUUCCCUGGCUGCCCGAGAAGUUGCUGUCCAUGUCUGACUUCCAGAUCCUGAAGACCACCCUCAUGCACCACAAGAGGGGCAUCCCACACUUGACCCCCAACGAGCUGGAGGCCUUCCUUUAUGAUUUUUCACAGCCCGGGGGCCUCACUGGGCCCCUCAACUACUACCGAAACCUCUUCAGGUACUUCCCCCUGGAGCCCCAGGAGCUGGCCAUGCCCACACUGCUGCUGUGGGGGGAAAAGGACACCUACUAUGACCAAGGGCUGGUGGGGGCCAUCAGCAGCCGCUUUGUGCCCGGCCGGCUGGAAGCCCACAUCCUGCCAGAUGUGGGCCACUGGAUCCCACAGAGCAACCCCGAGGAAAUGCACCAGUACAUGUGGGCCUUCUUGCAAGACCUACUGAACUAGUGGCCCUCGUUGGCCAGCCUGUGUGCACCUGGGAUCCAUACAAUGUAUACACCUAGGUGGAUCUGUGGGUGCCCUCAGACACACCAACCUGUAUGUUCAAACACAGGCAUGAGUGUGUGCAUGUGUGAGCAAUCACUGUGGCUCUGGGAAACCACGUGCGCCUCUCUGUGGAGCUAGAUGCUCAGUGUCCUACCUCUUCCCUCCCUGGGGCCCCACUCUUCUUGCCAAAGUCAGCCCCCAGAGCUACACAAACCAUAAGCUGUCUGAUCUUCCGGUCCCUGGCUUCCACCUCCAGUCUGGGGCUUCAGCUAAAAAAAAUAUGGUACUGUAGCCAUAUCUGGCUACUUCAGUUUCAACACAAAUUGAUUAAAAUUAAAUACACUUAAAAAUUCACUUCCUCAGGAGAGAGGGGAACCCUCCUACACUGGCUGGUGGGAAUGUAAACUAGUUCAACCACUGUGGAAAGCAGUAUGGAGGUUCCUCAAAAAUCUCAAAAUAGAAAUACCAUUUGACCCAGGAAUUCCACUCCUAGGAAUUUACCCUAAGAAUGCAGGAGCCCAGUUGGAAAAAGACAUAUGCACCCCUAUGUUUAUCGCAGCACUAUUUACAAUAGCCAAGAAAUGGAAGCAACCUAACUGUCCAUCAGUAGAUGAAUGGAUAAAGAAGAUGUGGUACAUAUACACAAUGGAAUAUUAUUCAGCCAUAAGAAGAAAACAAAUUCUACCAUUUGCAACAACAUGGAUGGAGGUAGAGAGUAUUAUGCUCAGUGAAAUAAGCCAGUAGGAGAGAGACAAGUACCAAAUGAUUUCACUCAUCUGUGGAGCUUAAGUACAAAGCGAACACUGAAGGAACAAAACAGCAGCAGACUCACAGACUCCAAGAAGGGACUAACAGUUACCAAAGGGAAAGGGACUGGGGAGGAUGGGAGGGAAGGGAGGGAUAAGGGGGAAAAAGGGGCAUUAUGAUUAGCACACAUAAUGUAGCGGUGGGGGACACAGGAAAAGCAGUAUAUACAGAGAAGACAAGCAGUGACUCUAUAGCAUCUUACUACGCUGAUGGACAGUGACUGUAAUGGGGUAUAUGGGGGGGAAUUGAUAGUGGGGGGAGUCUAGUAACCAUAGUGUUGUUCAAGUAAUUGUACAUUAACGAUAUAAAAAUAAAAAUAAAAAUACUCACUUCCUCAGCCAUAUAGUUCAAGGGCACAAUUGCCAUGUCAAUAUAGAAAGUUCUAUUGGAUGGUGCUGAUGAGGGUAUUCCUGAAGUAGGGACACCCCCUGCCUGGCUCCUGACCAUCUCACCAAGGAAGGAUCCUCAUGGAUAGGCAGGUGGGUGCCCAGACUCCUCUCCAGCCAGCCUCUUGGCAGCUCCCACGAUCUCCCUCCCAGUCGUCACUGCAGGCCUUAUAAGGUCAAAUUCUCUUGCCCCAGCCUGGGAGAGCUCUGGGAUUCCUGUCUCAGAUCCACCAGAAAGCAGUUCAGUCAGGAUAUGUGAGAUUCUGGACCCAGCACAGGAAGAGCCCAGCUCCCUGAAUGGCCAUCUGGGGUUUGAGGCAGGCCUCUCCAGCUCCUGGAAUCUUCUGCUCCAAAUUACCCACAGUUGCUGCUGAUUCUUCCUGGGGACCCCUGGCUCCAGCCUCCAAACAGGGCAGUGCAAGUGAAGGGUGGACCACCCAGCUCCAGGCUGGUCACAGCAUCAACUGCUGUCUCCCCACCCUUUGCCUGGCCACUGGGGACAGUGUCAUGACCUCCCUGGGGACUCAGUAGAACUCAAAUACAUCCUCUUUUAUCUCUGGGAUGGGCUGGCCUGGCCAAGGCCUGCCUGCUAGUCACCUGGCCUCUGCCCUCCCUUGUUCCCAGUAUAACAUCCGCUCGCUCAUCACGUGUGUUAGGCACUGUUUAGGCCCCGAGGAUAAAGUGUGAACAAGAACACAGCCUCGUUCUGGAGUGGAGUGCACAGGAAAGAGGUGUGGAAUGUGUGCUGGGGGUUCAGGAAAGGCCUUGCUUUUUGCUGGGGGCGUGCACUUUGGGGUUGGGGAGACGCAGAACCUAGGAAGGUCGGAGGUGGGAAUAAGCUUGGAAGUAACCGCGUGGAGACGAGCGGCUGCGAGGGCUGAGCGAGGGAGGAGGCACGCGGGAGAAGACGUCAGAGCCAGGCCGCCAGUCGGGGGCUACGACGAGUUUGGAUUCCAUUUUCAGGGGGAUCCGAGAGAGGGUUUUCAGCAGGGGAGGGACAUGGCUUGCAUUUUGAAAAGCUCCCUGUGGUGCCUGGACGGACCCACGCAAGAGCGCGAGCGGGGAGCAGGGCAGGGAUGUCCGCACAGCCUCAGCGGCGGACUGUCCGCCGUCCACUUCAGGAGAGGGCAUCCCCAAGGCCCGACCCAGCCCGGGGGUCCUUCUGCCAGGAUGGGAACAGUGUCCCUGGGGGCGCGAGAUAGGCGGGUGGAGGAGGGGGCCCGGGACCCUCGGAGCCAGGGUCGAAGGUCUGGAGCGAGGAGGCCUGCUGGCAGGAUGAGGACUGCGUGUCCAGGGGCACAGGGGGUGGCGACGGUUGCCAGGGAAACGGGAGAAGGGCUGAUGGUUGACCAGAACGGGUCGUGGUUGUCUGGACAAUCGGAGGGACCCCCGCGAAGGCUGACGGGAGGCCUCGGACAGUUGCCGGGCGACGGAGUCCGCUGACAGUUGCCAGGUAACGAGAAAGCGCUGUCUUCCGCCUCGGCGGCCUCAGGCCGGAGGAAGGCAGCAUCUUGGGGGCGAGGGAGGACCGAGCUCGUUGAUUGGGCAGACUCCUGGCGAGCUAGCCAAUGGCGACUCGUGGCUCGGCCGCAGCCCGCCUCUCCAGUCUGAGCCAGUCCGGCCGCGUCUUUCUUCGGCCGAGGGGCUCAGCGCCCGCAACGCUUCUGGGACGAGGGGAGGCAACCCCAAGGGCUUGGAAGGGGACUGCUCCGGUCGCGGGCGCACCCCAGCUCGGCUUCUCCCUUUUCUGAGCUACCGCUUUAAGACCACCUUCCAGGAACAAAACAGCAGCAGACUCAGAGACUCCAAGAAGGGACUAGCGGUUA
Manis pentadactyla (Chinese pangolin) is the source of this 4426-nucleotide messenger RNA. It is a transcript of the gene EPHX3, whose product is annotated as epoxide hydrolase 3. Gene Ontology annotation, cellular component: intracellular membrane-bounded organelle. Lineage: Eukaryota; Metazoa; Chordata; Mammalia; Pholidota; Manidae. The record is from RefSeq and is a predicted model, not a curated record. The coding region runs from base 286 to 1368 and encodes 360 amino acids. The transcript is spliced from 8 exons. Gene Ontology annotation, molecular function: hydrolase activity.